This is a messenger RNA of Xiphias gladius (swordfish), 1496 nucleotides long. It is a transcript of the gene gja11, whose product is annotated as gap junction protein, alpha 11. Gene Ontology annotation, cellular component: connexin complex. The record is from RefSeq and is a predicted model, not a curated record. NCBI's taxonomy places the organism in Eukaryota, Metazoa, Chordata, Actinopteri, Istiophoriformes, Xiphiidae. Bases 158 to 1075 code for a protein of 305 amino acids. Gene Ontology annotation, biological process: cell communication. The transcript has 4 exons.
UCCAGAUAAGACGCCGAAGGAACAAUGAAAGGAGGACAGCUUCCUCUUCUUCUCCCUCACUUUCCCUUUUCAUCAUCCUCUUGAGGCAUCGCUCUCUUCAUUCAACUCUUUUCCCAGUGGGUUUGUUCAAACAAAAUUAGGACAACUGGCGACUGAAAUGGGCGAAUGGGAUCUGCUGGGCCGCCUGCUGGACAAAGUACAGAGCCACUCCACAGUGAUUGGCAAGGUCUGGCUCACCGUGCUGUUUGUCUUCCGCAUCCUGGUCCUCCGCACCGGCGCUGAGAAGGUGUGGGGCGAUGAGCAAUCGGACUUUGUCUGCAACACUCAGCAGCCCGGCUGUGAGAACGUCUGCUACGACCUCGCCUUCCCCAUCUCUCACGUUCGCUUCUGGGUUCUUCAGAUUAUUGCUGUAGCGACGCCUAAGCUCCUUUAUCUUGGUCAUGUCCUUCAUGUGAUCCACAUUGAGAAGAAGGUGAAGGAGAGGAUGAGAAAGCAGGCAGAGCUGGAUGACCAAGCCAGUCUGUUCCUUAGUAAGGCCUACAAAGUUCCCAAGUACACCAAGAGCAGUGGCAAGAUCAGCAUCCGUGGCCGCCUCCUUCGCAGUUAUGUCCUCCAUCUUGUGGCCAAGAUAGUCCUGGAAGUUUUGUUCAUUGUGGGUCAGUACUUUCUUUACGGUUUCACUCUCCAUACUCGCUACGUCUGCACCCGCUUUCCCUGCCCUCACAAGGUGGACUGCUUCCUCUCCAGGCCUACAGAGAAAUCCGUCAUCAUCUGGUUCAUGCUGGUGACAGCAUUUGUCUCCCUCGUUCUCAGCCUGGUUGAACUGUUCUAUCUGUGUGUGAAGGCUGUGAAGGAGUGCAUGGCGAGGAGGCAGGACUACACCGUGACCCCGGUGACACCUCCAUUUCUGGAAAGGAAAGCUUUUAAAAGCCGGGACGAGAUGAUCCAGAAUUGUGUCAACCUCGAGCUGGAGCUGCAAGGUCAAAAGUUGGGGGUGAACGGGGUCAAAGAUGGGGUGAACAAGGCUGUUAAGAAUGUAUCACCUGAAAACAAUGUGGGGGAGGUCCAGAUCUGAGGCAUGGGGGCAGUGAUAGGUUGUAGGUUGUUCCAGUAAAGUUCCCGUAUUUGUGUGCUUUGGCUUUAGAGAGGAAAGGGGGUGAGGGGGGCUAGCCGGCUUCUGUAAACAGGUCUCAUUCACAUGCAAAAUGUUGCUUUAAAUGACUUAAAGGGACUGUUGUGACAUAAUACAAAAGUACAAAAGUUGCCCAUCAAUUUAAGAUACUGUAGAUAAGAUUUUUUGAUAGAUUUUGUUAAGGGUACUUUGUUGGAAUGAUUUAAGAUAAUGUAAUGUUGCAAUUUUUAUUCAACAAACCUGUCGUAUUCAGAAUCUGAUUGUAAUACAGUUGUCCUUUUCUUAUCGUUUUGUCAUGUUUGCACAGUACAUUUUCUGAGAUGAUAAAUAAGCAAUGUUGCCCUGCAUUAAUAAACAAGGUCCA